Messenger RNA from Colletotrichum gloeosporioides, 1071 nucleotides. RefSeq names its product Serine racemase. The transcript is spliced from 2 exons. The record is from RefSeq and is a predicted model, not a curated record. Gene Ontology annotation, biological process: D-serine biosynthetic process; L-serine metabolic process; pyruvate biosynthetic process. Bases 1 to 1071 code for a protein of 356 amino acids. Lineage: Eukaryota; Fungi; Ascomycota; Sordariomycetes; Glomerellales; Glomerellaceae. Gene Ontology annotation, molecular function: serine racemase activity; magnesium ion binding; D-serine ammonia-lyase activity.
AUGGCGAGUCUCGCGACAUGCCCGCCCUUGACCAGGGAAUCGGUCUUUGAAGCACGAAAGCUCAUCCAGUCUCAUAUUCAUAGAACUCCGGUCCUCACAAACAAAACUCUGAGCCAAAUGGCGUCUACACCGAGGUCGUCUUCUACCAUUGGUGACAGAAAGCCUGCCAAACCUGUCAUUAGACUCUGGUUCAAGUGCGAAAAUAUGCAGCGCAUCGGCGCCUUCAAAGCUAGAGGCGCUUUUCACGCUAUUGAGAGACUCAAACAGGAGCCCGGAUGGCUUGAAAAUGGUGGGAAGACCAAAGGAGUCGUUGGAUUCAGUGCAGGAAACCAUGCACAAGCAUUGGCACUGGCAGCUAGAGAGAAUGGCAUCACAGCGCAUAUUGUGAUGCCAAGCACCACUCGCCCUUACAAGAUUGACGCAACCAAAGGAUACGGCGCUAAUGUUGUCGUCUGCGGCCCCAAAGACCGUGAAGCUGUCGCGGCUAAGAUUGUCUCGGAAACAGGCGCUCGUCUCGUUCCGCCAUUUGACCAUCCAGAUGUGAUUCUCGGCCAGGCAACUGUUGGCCUGGAGAUGCAGGACCAAAUUGAGGGCCUCGAUGCCGUUAUCGCACCCUGCAGUGGUGGCGGCCUUCUUUCUGGCGUGGCAUUGAGCUGCGAGGGAACAGGAGUUAAGGUUUUUGGAGCCGAGCCUGAAUUUGAGGGGGCUGAUGACGGGCGCAGAGGCUACUAUUCAGGAAAGCGAGUGACUGAGGUCAGUACGAGAACAAUUGCGGACGGCUUGAUCGGCGUCGUUGGGGCGAGGCCUUGGGAUAUCAUCUAUGAGAGGAGGCUGGUCAGCGGCAUGUAUGCGGUUUCCGAAGAGGAAAUCUUGGAGGCCACAAAGCUUAUCCUAGAACGGCUGAAGUUGGUGGUUGAGCCGGCUGCUGCCGUACCACUGGCUGUUGCGCUUUUCAACGAGGAGUUUAGGGUUAUGGUUGAGGAAGAGGCUGGUGAAAAAGGCUGGGAUCUUGGCCUGGUGUUGAGUGGCGGGAACAUCGGCGUCGACGGGCUCGCGAAGCUUUUCUCUUAG